AUGUUAUUCAGCCUCAUACUUGCUCUUGGUCUCAUGGCGACAGCCAACAGUUUUAAAUUCCAGUCGGAGGAAUAUGUCAACGGGGACUUUUUCGACAAACGCUGCGUCAAAGCUUUGACAACCGACAUUGAAUGCGACCAGUACACCAAAAUGAUAGGGCAAUAUAGGUCAAUGGGAUGGUCGGGAAGUAAUACAACGGCCGAUUACAUGUGCUUCGCAUCAUGCUUCGACUCCCUCCAAAAAUGGAACCAGACAGUGACCACAGAGUGCGCCAAGGACCUCAGCAGAGCCUUCCCCCCGUACCAACUUGAAGACAUGGUCAAUUUAGCCAACGAGGUGCGGCAAAUGUGGAACGCAACCUGUAUCAGAGAUACGGGAUCGGGUCGCUAUUGCUUUGAACCAUGCAAUCCCUGCUACGGCAUGGUCGUCAACGCUAUGUUGAAUGCUUCGAUAGAGAUGGACUUAUGGGGAUUGGAUGAUGAUUACUGGAAAGGCCAACUUGAACUUGUCCAUGCAAAGUGCGGAGGUCCUGACAAGAUUGAGAAGGACUUUGAACAACAAAAGGUUUACAACGCUUCUCAUCCCAGAGAGCCAGAGUUGCUGAAGAACAUGGGUACAUCGGCUAAAAUUGGGGGAGUCUGGUUUGCAGUGCUCUUCUAUGGUUGCAGUAUCUUCAUAUUAUAA
This is a messenger RNA of Fusarium graminearum PH-1, 684 nucleotides long. RefSeq lists its product as uncharacterized. The transcript is spliced from 2 exons. The record is from RefSeq and is a predicted model, not a curated record. The coding region runs from base 1 to 684 and encodes 227 amino acids. Lineage: Eukaryota; Fungi; Ascomycota; Sordariomycetes; Hypocreales; Nectriaceae.